Messenger RNA from Brienomyrus brachyistius, 906 nucleotides. It is a transcript of the gene emc4, whose product is annotated as ER membrane protein complex subunit 4. NCBI's taxonomy places the organism in Eukaryota, Metazoa, Chordata, Actinopteri, Osteoglossiformes, Mormyridae. The transcript is spliced from 6 exons. The record is from RefSeq and is a predicted model, not a curated record. The coding region runs from base 181 to 750 and encodes 189 amino acids. Gene Ontology annotation, cellular component: EMC complex. Gene Ontology annotation, biological process: protein folding in endoplasmic reticulum.
GUCGUCAUCGUCCUCGACAAAUUGGGAAGAGGACAGUUGACGAUUGUCAGUUUUAUUUUACCGUAAAAUAAUUUUAAUUCAAAUGCAUUUCUGAAUAACGGUGUUUUGACACAUCAAAACUUCCGUGAAGACGAGGCUGAAAAUCGCUUGCUUCAAGCCGAGGUCCUCGGAAAGGUUGCCAUGGCGUCUCCAGGGGGACAUGCUGGAGGAGCGGUAUCUACACGAGGAGGGGCCGGGGCUAGAAGAAUGAAAUGGGCCUUGGAGAUGAGUCUAGGAAAUACUAGAAAUCGGGGUGACCGGCAGAGCAGCCAAGGGGACACCCUGUACCCUAUUGGAUAUUCAGACAAGCCUGUUCCUGACACCAGUGUCCAGGAGGCCGAUAGGAAUUUGGUGGAAAAGAGGUGUUGGGAUGUGGCCUUGGGUCCCCUGAAGCAGAUCCCAAUGAACCUAUUUAUUAUGUACAUGUCUGGCAACACUAUCUCCAUCUUCCCCAUUAUGAUGGUGUGCAUGAUGGCCUGGAGGCCCAUCCAAGCCCUUAUGUCCAUGUCUGCCACUUUUAAGCUGUUGGAGAGUUCCAGUCAGCAAUGGCUUCAGGGACUGGUCUAUCUCAUUGGCAACCUCCUGGGGUCAGCGUUGGCCAUCUACAAGUGUCAGUCAAUGGGACUAUUACCUACACAUUCUUCUGAUUGGUUAGCCUUCAUUGAACCGCCUCAGAGGAUGGAGAUAAUGGGUGGAGGUAUGGUUUUGUGAAGUAAAAUUCAGCAAUAACACACACAGUCUAUGAAUCCUGGACCUCCUGGCGAUCAAACUUUGAAACUGCUGUUUUUCUUUAUUUGCUUGCAUUAUCUGUUCCCAGAUUUCCCACUACACAGUUUUCCCAAUAAAGAUUUUCACUGUUAAAAACAA